Paraglomus brasilianum is the source of this 2268-nucleotide messenger RNA. Lineage: Eukaryota; Fungi; Glomeromycota; Glomeromycetes; Paraglomerales; Paraglomeraceae. The record is from the annotation of a GenBank genome assembly.
AUGGAUUCCUCGCAUGACAAGAUAAUAAUUAAGGAUUUGAUCGUACGGACUAUACUGGGGGCUGAUUAUUGGGGACGUGUAAAAAAGCAAUCUGUCACUAUUAAUCUGGCUUUGUACAAGGAUAUUAGUCAAGCUGGUCAGACUGAUCGUCUACCAUUUUCAAUCAAUUAUUCUACUGUAUGUAAAGAGGUCACUGCAUUUGCUGAAAAAACAUCUCAUGAAUCAGCUGAAGCAUUAGCUGAAGGUAUUGCUAAGAUAUCCAUUAAGGAUUGCAACGCUCCGAAAGUUACUGUUCGCGUCGAGAAACUACAAGCAUUGCUUCAUGCUGCGUUAGCUGGUGUAGAAAUAACUCGAAGUGCCGAGGAUUAUGUUUCCCUUGGUUUCAAUUUGGAUGCGCUACCCGUCUCUAUCCAUAGGAAUCAUGACACUGUGUUUGUGAAAGACUUGAGGCUUAGUACGAUAAUAGGUGUGAGACCAUGGGAACGUGAGGAAAAGCAGGUUGUCGUGUUAAACUUGACAAUUUAUCCUCAAUUUCGUGUGAAAUCGCUCCAGAAUGAUGGUACCGCGAAUCCAUAUGACUAUCAGACGGUCGCGCGAAAAAUAUCGCAGCACGUUGAGGAGUCUAAAUACUUGACAAUUGAGGCAUGCACCACGGCAGCUGCACAUAUAGCCUUGACAGAAUGCCAUGUUAACAAGAUAACCGUUCGUGUUGAGAAACCUAAUGCAAUAACUUUUGCUAGCUCUGCAGGAGUAGAGAUUACCCGAACUACAUUUUCGCUAGAAGACAAGAUGCGACAUCUCGUAUUACCGUAUCUGAAUCGCGCAAGCUUUGAAUUAAAGAAAAGAGUCGAUGGAGCGUCUGCUUGCACUGUUUCUGUUGAUGAUGCUAAGCUAUCAGAGGAAGAUGGUCACAUCGCCUUUCUUGCCCUUGGAUCUAAUAUAGGUGAUAGUAUAGCAAAUAUUAAGGAGAGCUUGCAACUAUUGGAGAAGGACAACAACUGUAAAGUACUAGAUACCUCAUUUUUGUAUGAUACUUCGCCCAUGUAUAAUGUAGAUCAGCCCAGAUUCGUAAACGCGGCAUGUAAGGUAACAACAAGCCUGUCCGCAGAGGGUUUACUUAAGUGGCUGAAAUCUAUAGAGAGAGAUAUGGGUCGGUCCAGCGUCGAAUUAAUAAGAAAUGGUCCGCGUAUAAUCGAUCUUGACAUACUCUUUUAUGAUAACAUCGAGUACACCUCGGAAACAUUGACUAUUCCACAUCCUCGUAUAAGUGAGCGCGAAUUUGUAUUGCGUCCAUUGAACGACAUUGCUCGGGACAUUGAACAUCCAAUAUUAUUCAGAACUUGUAACCAACUUCUCUCGCAGCUUGUAGGCUCGCCUGAUUACGAGGCAAAUGAAGACGGGGUGCAAAAGUUCAUGCCGAUUAGAAACAGCAAAUGGUCCUGGGGUAAUAAGACAUUUAUUAUGGGUGUGCUAAAUGUUACACCCGACAGUUUUAGUGAUGGCGGAUUGUUCAAUACUGUUGAGACUGCUAUUGCUCAUGCAGAGAAACUUGCGUUGGAUGGAGCAGAUAUAAUUGAUAUUGGUGGGUAUUCUACGCGCCCGAAUGCUGACGAGGUACAAGUGGAUGAAGAAUUAAAACGGGUUAUCCCUGUCAUUCGGGCUAUACGUGAAAAAGGACACAAGGAUAUGAUUAUUUCCAUUGAUACCUUCCGUGCAGCGGUUGCCGAAGCUGCUAUUGCUGCUGGAGCAGAUAUGAUUAAUGAUAUAUCUGGCGGCCUGAUGGAUCCUCGGAUGUACGAUGUCAUGGCACGUAUGGACGUUCCUGUUUGUAUUCAACAUACUCGAGGAACACCAAAGACCAUGAGGGAAUUGACCCAAUAUGAUGAUCUUAUAGAAGAUAUCUGUUAUGAACUCUGUGAACGUGUUGAACGAGCGAUUCGCGCAGGAGUUAAGAGAUGGAAUAUUAUCAUUGAUCCAGGUAUUGGGUUUGCUAAAAAUGCGCAGCAAAAUUUUGAAAUAUUGCGUCGUUUACGUGAUAUAACAGGAGAAAAUAGCCCUUUUGAGGGAUUUCCUUGUCUAGUUGGACCAUCAAGGAAGACCUUUAUUGGAACAGUUACUCAAAAACCAGACGCCGAGACGCGUGUAAUGGGUACUGCUGCUGCUUGUACUGCUUGUAUUUCUGGAGGUGCUGACUUAUUGAGGGUUCAUGAUGUGAAGGAAAUGGUUGAUGUCGUUAAAGUAUCUGACAACAUAUGGCGAUACAAAUGA